Messenger RNA from Patella vulgata (common limpet), 2121 nucleotides. RefSeq lists its product as uncharacterized. Lineage: Eukaryota; Metazoa; Mollusca; Gastropoda; Patellidae. The transcript is spliced from 5 exons. The record is from RefSeq and is a predicted model, not a curated record. The coding region runs from base 126 to 1235 and encodes 369 amino acids.
UUUGUUUACCAUAGCGCCGGUUGUCAAGAUCAGCGUGUUCUGCAUGGCAACUAACGGUAAAUGAGGACGAAAGUUGAGAAUUAGUUACAGAUAACGGAUUAAUUGAUCGACGUAUCCUCGUCAUUAUGUAUGCCUCACGGAAUCCUAUCGCUAGUGAAGUCAAAACAGUUAAAUCAGAUAUUAAGGAUAUAUUACAGAGCGGGAAAUAUUACUGUACCGAGGAAAUAGCGAGAGAGUUAACUAAAUUAGAUAAUGGAUUAGACCACCUGAACUUCGAUAAUAAUCUACUUACCACGUCACGCACUUGGCAAAAUAACUUCGAUCCUAAUCAUACGGCUGCAUAUCGUAACAAUGUGGUUUCAGCAAUGGAUCAAGCUUCAGCCCGGUUAUUUGACUUAAAAAAUCAACUAAAUGUUGAUAAACUUAAAGAUAAACAAGAAAAUGAAAUUAGAGAAAAACACGAAUGGGCAAUGAAUAAUCUACAAUCAGUUCAAAGGAGUUUAGAUCCGUAUGCAUAUCAAGCAGCUAACAGAAUUAAAGAGUUUGGUGAUCAUAUAGGCGUCACAGAUCGCUUUACUCAAUAUAGAAACAAUAGGUUGAAAGUACAAGAACCUGCUAGAACGCAAACACAACAGAUGAUGAGACUAGAACGAGCUAGAACAUCUAUUGGUACUCCAGCUGCUGAUUUAAGAACACAGAGAUAUGGUGAAAGAAUGAGAGAGAACUAUGGUGCUAUGGGAAAUAAAGUACAAUUUACAACAUUUAGUCCACCAGCUCGGGUAUAUAAAGGUUAUCGAACUAUUGAUAGUUUAUAUCCAGCGGCAACAACCCAAAUUAAACCAGAAGUUUCGGCAGGACCUUGUUUUAGUUCAUCGUUUAACGACGUAAAAACAGUGAACACAUUAAACGCCACAGAUCUCGUUAGAACACAAGAAUUAGCCAAACAGAGACAACAAGAAGCCUGGACACAACAGCCAGAAAGAUCUGCAGCAGAAAGAGCCGGAAUUAAUGUGAUAUUCCCUGGAACUACUCUGUAUAGUGACGAAUAUGUUGCACCCAACUUAGACCUCCCAACCAGUCAUUUCGUUAUUAAUCCAUUACCUAAUUUUAUGGUCAAUGGACGUCCCGUUGGUAGAGCCAAGAUUCUGCCAACUACUAAUUCAGAAUAUCAGUCACGAUAUGAAUGGCCUCAGGGACGCAAGUCCACACUACUACCCUGGUUAAAUGUUCAUUAGAAUUUGAAUAAAAUUAAAAUUAUUCUAAACUAUACGCCAACUUAGAAAGUCUUUCUUGCAAUCUUGACACAUAUCUGCCUUCCUUUAUUCUAGAAGGUAUGUUUUGCUUCAUUAAUUAAUCAAAUGUGAAUUGGAGAAAAAAGUUCUGAUGAUUUUUACUAAAUACAAGUACAUAAUUAAAUGAUCUAAUUCUUUCAAGGAUCAUAGUCAUUAUUUUUCUUUGCAAGGAUUGGACAUAACAUGUUUUGAAUAUUAAUAGCAUAUAAUUAUUAGUAAAGCAUGACGUGAUGACAACAUCCCUUUAAAUUGCUAGUGACUAUAAAAUAUGAAGAUAUUAAUGACUCAUUCACAUUGGGUAAGAGCUUCAUCAUGUUUUGUAAAUUUUACAUUUUUUAAUUUGUCUCAUUGUUACUGAUCCAGUCUCACUUUUAUGAUCCAGUGAUUCAGUCUCAAAUUUACAUUCUAAUGUCUCAAAGUUAUAUUCCAGUCUCAAAUUUAUAUUACCGGUACAUUGUCUCAAAUCGAUCUGGUCGCAGGCAAAACAAGUGAUAAUUGUUUAUUUUCUUGGCAGUUGUUUCUGGAAAUUAUAAUUUUUAUUUUCAGACAUUGAUUAUGUUUGAUAACAAUCUUUUAAUCAUAACCAAAAUCAUUACAUCUACGCAAUGUUUAUCUUAUUAUACACUGUUGACCAUUUAUUGCAUAAACCAUAUUAUGUUAACAUCUUUAAGUGUCAAUAAGUAAUUGAGAAACACAUUAGGUCUCACAAAUUUAAUUUUCUGUUCUUCGGGAUCUUGGUAAAUAAAUUGCCACCUGAACCAAGUGGAAGAUGUUUUGUUUAAACUUAAAAAUUUGGAACUAAAAGCUUUUGAACAGCAAAAUCAAGUAC